AUGUUGAUUCGGCGUAUAGUUGGAUCCAGUCCCUUGGGCUCCAAACGCCUUUCUUGGUUGGAAAUUACUUGCCAAGAAGAAAACAUUGAUCAUGGAUUUAUACUAAACCCAAAGAAACUUUACAAAGAGGGGGACCGACUUCACUUCUCAUGUUCUCUUGGGUACAAGCGUGCUGAGAUAUCGGAUGCUACAUGCACUCGGAAUGGAUGGAGUUCAAGACUUGCGUGCAUAGAAAUUGUCUGCUCCCCACCCCAAGUAGAAAAUGGCGACUACUAUCCUAAGCAGAGUUACUAUGAAUAUCAAGACAUAAUUGAAACACGGUGUGAGUCUGGCUAUAAGCUUCGGAACCGCCAAUUCCCUUCCAUGUGUACAGAGACAGGGUGGUUGCCUUCUCCGAGAUGUAUUCCAAAGAACUGUGACUAUAUUUGGAUUGAGAAUGGACAACUAUCUGAUUUCUACGAACGCUGGCCAGACUACUAUUUUCCAAAAAGGGUGGGACAAACACUUGACUAUCGUUGCCGUGAUGGUUUUCUACCAAGAAAUAAAGAAACAUGGGGUAGAAGUUCAUGCACUGAAUUCAGCUGGAGUCCAGAACCAAAAUGCUUCAAAAAAUGUGAUAUUCCUAGACUGCUUGCACAUGGUACAUUCAAUGCCCAUACUUGGCAGAAGUUCAUAGAAGGUGAUGAAAUUUCGUAUUCUUGUGAGGUUGGAUAUGAUCCUAUAAAUCAACAAGCUAAGGCCGUGUGCACCAAAAAUGGCUGGUCACCUACUCCACGUUGUAACAUAAAAAUAGGAACUGCCAUGAAACAUUGUCGAAUGCCUUCUCAGCAUCGAUGA
This is a messenger RNA of Podarcis raffonei (Aeolian wall lizard), 837 nucleotides long. RefSeq names its product complement factor H-like. Bases 1 to 837 code for a protein of 278 amino acids. The record is from RefSeq and is a predicted model, not a curated record. Lineage: Eukaryota; Metazoa; Chordata; Lepidosauria; Squamata; Lacertidae. The transcript has 6 exons.